Molecule: messenger RNA, 881 nt
Organism: Syzygium oleosum
Lineage: Eukaryota; Viridiplantae; Streptophyta; Magnoliopsida; Myrtales; Myrtaceae
Product: mitochondrial import inner membrane translocase subunit PAM16 like 2
Exons: 4
Coding region: 262-612 (116 amino acids)
Biological process (GO): protein import into mitochondrial matrix
Cellular component (GO): TIM23 mitochondrial import inner membrane translocase complex
Source: RefSeq, a predicted model, not a curated record
UGAACUCCGGUUUCAAUGUUUUUCUUGGACAGAAAGAUUCUUCUUUGACAUCCUCCUCCUGUCGAAAUCCUUCGAUUCGGGAAGUUUCCAUCUGAUUCUAGGGUUCUUCGGGCGUCAGCUCACGUCUCGUUCGUCCUCUCUUUCUUGAUACGCUUGAAGGUUUGAGACCAGGGGGAGCAGCCGCAGGAGGCGGGCACGCAUCGAAAGGUUGCAACUUUGACAGGUCCGACGCAGAUCCUCCCAACCCAUCAAAGGAAGGAGAUGGCGGCGAAAAUUCUCGCGAACCUGAUCGUGAUGGGCGGUGGUAUCUUAGCUCGAGCUUUCGUUCAGGCGUAUCGUCAAGCCCUUGCCAAUGCCUCAAAAACUGGUGUUGCCCAAGAAACGUUACAGAACACUGUUCGCCGAGCUAGCAAGGCCAUGACAGAGCAAGAAGCUAGGCAGAUUCUUGGUGUGACCGAGGAAACCGCUUGGGAAGAUAUAUUGAAGAAAUAUGAUGUUUUGUUCGAAAAGAAUGCAAAAAACGGGAGUUUUUACAUUCAGUCUAAGGUUCACCGGGCUAAGGAAUGUUUAGAGCCUGUAUAUCAAGGUAAAGGCCAAAGUACCCCAGGUUGAUGGUCCAGAGCUUGGGCAUAAUCUCGUAGUUUGUACUUUCAUGGAGCGUAUCGAUCGGGUGCCUAAAAGGUGGAAUUUGUCGACAUAUUUUGCACUGUAUGUAUUUUGUGUUUUAAGUUCAUCCCUGCCGCUGAAUAAUGUAUUCUCAUUGCUAAUUCAUGUAGCAGCUGGCCGGCAAAGUUACGUUGUCUGAUAAUAAUCAGCAAAGAUAUGAAUGGGUUCUGUACAGAGUAAUGAUAAUGACUUACAAUUUUUUCUAUUUCUCUCUC